Molecule: messenger RNA, 1059 nt
Organism: Electrophorus electricus (electric eel)
Lineage: Eukaryota; Metazoa; Chordata; Actinopteri; Gymnotiformes; Gymnotidae
Source: RefSeq, a predicted model, not a curated record
AUGUCAGACACAAAGGCCCUGGAGAGGAUGGUCAGCAGGACAACUCUGACCACCCAGAGGAUCCGCCACACACACAUUCUUGCUUUAGGAGAGCGGCUCCGGGCUCGGGUGUCCGCCUCCACCGCGGCAGAUGCCCGCGCUGCACCAUUCCCAAACGCUCCUGCCACGAGCCUGCCUUUGGACCGCGCGGUGCGGCCCGAUUGUGCCUGGAAGGAGGAUGUCCAGCGUGCGGCUACUAAGGAGACAGAGAAAGCCCUGAAGGUCCAAGAGGAGAGUCGCCGGUCUCUGGUGAGUGUGAGAGCAAAUCCUGCUGCAGCUGCCAGAGAAGCUCUGGGACCGCAGAGGCUUUGCACACCUGCGAGCACAGUUCCAGGAGGCCCUUGCAGGCCAGGGAGAGGCUGGGGGCUGAGAGGACGCAGGGCCAGCGCGUGGAGCUCCAGGCCCAACUCGAGGCUCGCUGCACCGGCCCGAGGGAACAGACGGAGGGGGAGACACGGCUGGCCGCGGGAGGAGCUGAAGGGGGAGUCGGAGCUGGAGAGAGAGCAGGAGAUGAGGGUCAUAAAAGAACAGAUGGAGGUGCAUGUGCAGGAGUGUGUAUCAGUGGCGGAGCGCCGCGUGGGGGAGGAGCGUAGGAGCACAGCUCAGAUGGAGAGAGAAACCCUGCAAGACAGCCAUGCCCAGGAGAUAUCGCUGCUUCAGGACAGGCUACAGCAGCUGCAGGGCACUCUGGUACAGGUCAGCAGGGAGCGGAUGUGGUAUGAGACGGAGUUCAAGAAGGUGCAGGCUAGCUACAGGCAGUUUGUUGAUCUGACUGAUACCUCCCUCCACUCUGAUUACCUGUUAAAGCUGCGAUGCCUUGGCAGGGAGCCAGGCCUCAUGGAGAACACAACACAAACUGAUGUCAGCCAUAUUCCCACCAUACCCUGACUUAUGCCUCAUUGUGUAUUUGAUUGCUACAUUUGUCUGCACUAUUUUUUUUUUUUUGGUUCACUGUGUCACAUUUUUAGCACGUUUCCAUUAGUGACAUACUCAAUUAAAUACCUAAAUGAUGGUGUAUUA